AUGACGGAGCUGACGCAGCGCAAGGUGGGGCCGUCCCCUUCUCCGUCUCCUCCUCUCUCCAAUGAUGGCAAAGGUGUGCGCGUGUCCGAGUUCGACUCGCGUCCGGUCUGCGCUAAUGAGGCGCCGCGUCGCUACGUACAACAAGGAGAUCAAUUAUUGUCAACAGGUCAAGGUCGCGCAAGCAACGCUGGCUGCUUAACUUUAUCCGGACUGAGUCGCGAGCUGCAAGAAAUGUUUUUACCUGCGGGGUAUCCGGACAGUGUGAGUGAAGAUUACCUCGGUUUCCAGUUCUGGGACACAUUGCAGGCAAUGUGCAGUUACCUUCGCGGCGUGUUGGCUACGCAAUCAGUGCUGCAAAGUGUGGGGGUGGGAGACGACAAGGCCACACCUCUGGCAGCAGCACUGCAAUGGGUUCUAAGAGACGGGUCCGGUAUGAUCGGAGGGCUGACCUUCGCCUACUUCGUCGGCCCCAAGUUCGACGUCAACGUCAAGCGAUGGCGACUCUUUGCUGAUGUGGUCAACGACGUAGGCUUAACACUUGAUAUGGUGGCGCCAUACUUCCCCACUUUAGUGACUGAAGUGCUCUGUGUCUCGAGUGUCUGCAAGGCAAUGUGUGGAGUGGCUGCAGGAGCCACGAGGUCCUCGUUGAUGACGCACUUCGCUAAGAGGGACAAUAUGGCCGAUUGCGCGGCUAAAGAGGGGUCACAGGAGACAGCAGUUAAGCUGUUUGGACUGAUGUUUGGCAUGUAUUUCGCCAAUGCCGUCAACUCGUCACCUCACGCGGUGUGGAUGGCGUUCUUAGUACUGACACUCGUCCACGUGUACGCGAACUACAACGCUGUGUCGUGCUUGUGUAUCCCCACGGUAAACUGCUCGAGAGGCUUGAUCUUGGUGCAGAGGUUCUUGAUGUCAGGUAACAAACCUGGUAAGGAGAAUGUUGCCGACCAUCAAGGACGGUAUUCCAUCCGCAGUGUUAACCAGGAAGAGCCGAUCUUCAAAGACCCUGUGCUACCGGUGACGAGUCAUUUGAUGAUGGGAUCGGAGCUCCAUCAGGCCGUUCCGACCUCGACGGACCUCGACCGACUGCUGCAGAUUUACGAGGAUGAGACGUAUUUACUGACAGUUGUGGGUGAUCGAGUGCACGUCAUGUUCGAGGCAGAAGCGAAGCCAACUGACGAGCUGCGAGCAUUCUUCCAGGCUGUUCUGGUGCUCCAGGCUCUGGCCUCAGUUCCUCCUACGACAUCGACACCCUCGUCAUCGAACGAGGGCAGCACCAAACAUCAGCCAUUGCUUGAAUCUACGUAUCGCAAGAUGACGUCUGACUUCCCACUGUUCCUCCAAGUGCUGCAGAAUAGCGGCUGGAGGACUCACAUGUUCCUACUCAACACGUCAACCUGGCGGAUUAAGAUCAGUGACCGCACGUAG
Messenger RNA from Phytophthora infestans T30-4, 1425 nucleotides. RefSeq lists its product as uncharacterized. The record is from RefSeq and is a predicted model, not a curated record. The transcript has 2 exons. Bases 1 to 1425 code for a protein of 474 amino acids. Lineage: Eukaryota; Oomycota; Peronosporomycetes; Peronosporales; Peronosporaceae.